This is a messenger RNA of Syngnathoides biaculeatus (alligator pipefish), 1478 nucleotides long. It is a transcript of the gene dhrs1, whose product is annotated as dehydrogenase/reductase (SDR family) member 1. The record is from RefSeq and is a predicted model, not a curated record. Lineage: Eukaryota; Metazoa; Chordata; Actinopteri; Syngnathiformes; Syngnathidae. Bases 162 to 1085 code for a protein of 307 amino acids. The transcript is spliced from 9 exons.
CAGUAAAGCAAGAUUAUGGAUGCCAAGUACGGUUAAAGGUUCCGAAAAGAAGAAAGGGGGCGUUGCAUUCCUAUCAGUAGCACACCGUUUGCAGAUUGUUGCCAGACUAUCGUCAAGACUUUGCUGGAAAACAAAAUCCGACGCCACUCUGCUUAAAGAACAUGUCUCUGUCGGGCUGGAUAUGUGUGGUCACAGGUGCAUCCAGAGGCAUUGGGAAAGGAAUUGCGCUGCAGCUUUCUGAGGCAGGCGCCACCAUCUACAUCACCGGACGUCAGGAAAAGACACUUAAAGAAACCGCGACGCAGGUAACCGAGCGGGGUGGUAAAUGUGUGCCAGUCAUCUGUGAUUCAACAAACGAUGGCGACAUCGAGAAACUGUUUGAACGCAUAAAACUAGAACAGAGUGGUAGACUGGAUCUGCUGGUCAACAAUGCAUACGCUGGAGUACAGGCUAUCUUUGAGAACCACGGGAAAAAGUUCUGGGAGAGUGAUCCAUCUUUGUGGGAUUCCUGCAACAACACAGGCCUGAGAAGCCAUUAUAUCUGCUCAGUGUAUGCCUCCCGAAUAAUGGUGGUUCGAGGUCAGGGUUUGAUUGUCAACAUUUCAUCCAUGGGAGGCUUGCGAUAUCUCUUCAAUGUGCCAUACGGAGUUGGGAAAGCGGGAUGUGACCGAAUGGCAGUCGACAUGGCUGUGGAGCUUCGGAGCCGGGGCGUAGCAUCUGUCAGUCUGUGGCCUGGACCAGUGAAGACAGAGCUAGUUUCUGAGUUCGUGCUUGCACCGGAUGGAGUAGAUCCCAAGAUGAAGAAUUUAUUUACCAAUGGUGAAACCACUGAAUUUAGUGGCCUGUGCGUUGUCAAACUCGCUAAAGAUAAAGACCUGAUGUCGUUGAGCGGAAAAAUCCUCUUGACCUGUGACCUGGCGAGGCGUUACGGGAUCAAAGAUGUCGAUGGGCGGGCUGUAGAAGACUACACAUCCCUGAAGUUCCUACUGACCCAAGUCCCAUAUAUCUCUUGGCUCUCAUCUUUUGUCCCUUCUUUCAUAAGAAUGCCACGCUUUCUGCUUCCCUUAGCAAGCAACCAUUUCUAACCACAAGACGAUGUGGCAGUGAAAACAUCUUUUGUGCCUACUUUUUAAUCCAAUCACCACAAGUGUCUGUUUACAUAAAAGACUCCGGGAAGUUUGAAUGGCUACUAUGGUGAAACCUCUAAAUUUGAUUUCAGUGCUUGUCAGGAAUGCUGGUCAACCUCUAAUUUUUUUUCUGAUGUUGAAACAAUUCUUCCUAGAGGAAAUUUAUGGAAAUGGGAUGCCAUCUGUUGUUGGAUGAAAUAUGUGUUAAAUACAGUACUGUUGUGUGCUUUGCAUUUGGUACUUGGGCCUUCAGUGCAGACUUGGUCCGACUCUUAAUACGGCCACUAUUAUGUCAAUACAGUAUUAUCGAAACCAAAUCAACUACACUGUACCAUUAAAUAUAUGACUGCA